Messenger RNA from Choloepus didactylus (southern two-toed sloth), 2173 nucleotides. It is a transcript of the gene GNA15, whose product is annotated as G protein subunit alpha 15. NCBI's taxonomy places the organism in Eukaryota, Metazoa, Chordata, Mammalia, Pilosa, Megalonychidae. The transcript has 7 exons. The coding region runs from base 374 to 1498 and encodes 374 amino acids. Gene Ontology annotation, molecular function: guanyl nucleotide binding; G-protein beta/gamma-subunit complex binding; GTPase activity. The record is from RefSeq and is a predicted model, not a curated record. Gene Ontology annotation, biological process: phospholipase C-activating dopamine receptor signaling pathway; adenylate cyclase-modulating G protein-coupled receptor signaling pathway; action potential. Gene Ontology annotation, cellular component: heterotrimeric G-protein complex.
GGCACCCACCGCACCCCUUCGCACCGCCUGGCACCCGUCAACCUGUUUGGCUGGGUCCAGGCAGGUCUGCGGAGGGGCGGGGAGCCCCGAGCCUCGCCACCGCCCCCCCCCGGCUCCUCCUCCCAGUCCCCGCCCUGUUCCGAGCACUCGGCCUGGCUGAGCUGGGCACCCCGUGUUCCGGAGCAGGGAAGCCGGAGGACCCCAGGGUGAGGGGUGGGGUGUGAUCCCCCAAAAGGAAGGCAGCCCCUUCUCUCCCGGCUGCCCGGAGCCCUCGCCCCAGCACCAGAGCCAGCCGGGGCUGGGGCUGCCCUCCCCAGCGGGGGGCUGGGGGUUUGGGGCCAUGCCGCCUCGUGCCCUCUGACACCCCCACACCAUGGCCCGGUCACUGGCCUGGCGCUGCUGCCCCUGGUGCUUGACGGAGGACGAGAAGGCGGCCGCCCGGAUCGACCAGGAGAUCAACAAGAUCCUCCUGGAGCAGAAGAAGCGAGAUCGAGGGGAGUUAAAGCUGCUGCUGCUGGGCACGGGCGAGAGCGGGAAGAGUACAUUCAUCAAGCAGAUGCGCAUCAUCCACGGGGCCGGGUACUCCGAGGAGGAGCGCAGGGGCUUCCGGCCGCUCGUCUUCCAGAACGUCCUCGUCUCCAUGCAGGCCAUGGUGGACGCCAUGGACCGGCUGCAGAUCCCCUUCGGCAGGCCCGAGAGCAAGCUCCAUGCCGACCUGGUCAUGAGCCAGGACCCCUACAAGGUGACGACCUUCCAGAAGUGCUGCGCCGCGGCCAUCCAGUGGCUGUGGAGGGACACCGGCAUCCGGGCCUGCUACGAGCGGCGGCGCGAGUACCACCUGCUCGACUCGGCUGGAUACUACCUGUCCCACCUGGAGCGUAUCACGGAGGAGGACUACGUCCCCACAGCCCAGGAUGUGCUCCGCAGCCGCAUGCCCACCACCGGCAUCAACGAGUACUGCUUUUCUGUGCAGAAAACCAACCUGCGGAUCGUCGAUGUCGGGGGCCAGAAGUCGGAACGUAAGAAGUGGAUCCACUGCUUCGAGAACGUGAUCGCCCUCAUCUACCUGGCCUCGCUGAGCGAGUACGACCAGCGUCUCGAGGAGAACAACCAGGAGAACCGCAUGAAGGAGAGCUUGGCUCUGUUCGGCACCAUCCUGGAACUCCCCUGGUUCAAAAGCACGUCCGUCAUCCUCUUCCUCAACAAGACCGACAUCCUCGAGGAGAAGAUCCGCACGUCCCACCUGGCCACCUACUUCCCCAGUUUCCAGGGCCCGAAGCAGGACGCGGAGGCUGCCAAGAAGUUUAUCCUGGACAUGUACGCCGGGAUGUACGCGGGCUGCGCCCACGGCCCCGACGGGAGCAGGAAGGGCCCGCGCUCGCGUCGCCUCUUCAGCCACUACACGUGCGCCACGGACACGCAGAACAUCCGCAAGGUCUUCAAGGACGUGCGGGACUCGGUCCUCGCCCGCUACCUGGACGAGAUCAACCUGCUGUGACCCAGGCCCCGACCGCCACGGGCAGGUGGGCGGCGGGGCAGCCGCCGGGGUCGCGCGCGGUGAGACCCAAACGCCCGCUGUCAUUCCAGCCCCGGCCCCGGGGGGUGGCAGAAGGGCCUCGAAGCGGGUCGGGGUUGGAUGGAAGGCUGGACAUCUGCCCCCUCUCCCUGCUUCUCACCCGGACACCUCCUGCCUGCGUUCUUCCUCCCUGACUCAGUUUACCUCCUUUGCAAGGGAGCAAAAAGGUCAUUUGUGGAGGAAAAGGUUGAGAAAUCAGGAGCUCGUGGAUAGGGGAUGGAGGUUCUCUCUCAGGAGUCUGGGGCCCCUGGAGGUGAUGUACCACGUGGGACCCCUCGAGAGGGGGCGUGGCCUCUACGCCCCCUGAUGGACGGCAGAAGGCCCCUCCUUGCAGGAACGCGCCGGCGCCCCCCGAGGACCCGGCAGGGCAGCGCCUUCCCUUCAUUGGGGGACAGGACGCCCCUGGAAAACGCUGUCCCGCGUGGCCCAAGGCGAUUCCUGCUCCGUUUUGCAGACGAGGAAAGCCGAGGCCCACCGGGAUCCCCUCCAUCCCAGGCUGGGGGCAGGGCGUGCGGCCUCCCCCAACCUGUGUAUUUAUUCUCUCCCCUUCUGCGGGGGCUCUUGGCGGCGUGGACAUUAAAGCAACGACAUUCCGGA